Molecule: messenger RNA, 2546 nt
Organism: Cuscuta europaea
Lineage: Eukaryota; Viridiplantae; Streptophyta; Magnoliopsida; Solanales; Convolvulaceae
Source: the annotation of a GenBank genome assembly
AUUUAUUUAAUAUUAUAGUUUUUAUGUUUUUAAAAUAUUAACUUUUUAAUUUUUAGUAUUUUGUUAUUUUUAAACAUAUUUUUGAAUUUUUGUAUUUUUUCUACAUUUUUUAUAAAUUAAAUAUUUUUUUAUUUUUAUUUUUUAUAUUUGUAUUAGAAAUUACAAUAUGACAUUCCUUUUAAGUUAUGGUAAGAGUAGAAUAGUAAGAUAUAAUGUAUUUUAGUUCUAUUUUGGGAAGGUGAACAUCAUAGACCUAUUUAUUCAUUUAGGGGUUAGUUUACUCCUAUUUAGGACUAUAUUCUUAUAUGUAUCUAGUCUAAUUUGAACUCCUGACUAUGUCAUUGACUCACCGCACACAAUCGAUCGAUUAAGACUAGGGCACUAGGCAUGGACUAGGAUUGGCCCGCUAAGCACCGAUUCUAGGCCGAUUUCAGAUACCCGAUUGAUCCGGUCCCGAUUCCAGACCUUGUUCCGAUAUUUUUUUGCCCGGUUUCAAGACUACAACUAAAAAGAAAAGAGAAACAAUUCUUUUUGCCCGGUCAGGACCGGAACUGGGACCAAGACUGCUCGAUUCGAUCCCCUAGUCGUUGAACCAGAUCUGGAUACCGUACAUGGACAGACAUGAUCGGUCCUAGGCCCGAACAGGCUCAGUCCGGACUCAAAUAAUACCGGACUCGGUUUCGGAGCGGUCCAUAUAGGAUGAAACUGGCGUAGUAAUAAAUGGAGUAAAACGGAAUGCUUGUGAAAUUGCGUAGUAUGGAGUAUACAUUUACAGAAAAACGGGAAAAGGUGUUCAAAUUAUUUCAAAAGAAGAGACGAGAAGAAGAAAAAGCGGGCAACACUCGUUUUAAGACGGCACAGAAAGUACAGCAUUUGAUAUUCGGGCACGGGAGUCUUCCCUUUCCCUUUCUCUCUCCCCAUUCAAUUCAAUGCUUUACCGAACGCAACACCCAUACUCUCUGUUUCCCCCCCCUUUUACCUUCUCCUCCCUGCCGCCGCCAUCCCCUUCCUCCUCUCUCAAGGUACACCCACCUUAUCCCUUCUCUACACUCUCUUUAUAAUUUAACGCUUUAAUUUCACUUUGUUGGCAAUGUUGGGCAGUCCAUGGAGUGCGCGUUCAAGAGCUGUAUCCGGACGGAGUCUGCCUCCAAGACCUCACACUACCUGGAUACCGAAUGCUCAGGCGGCGUUUCAGGUGACGAUUUCUUCGUCGACGACCUCCUUGACUUGUCUAAUGGAUUUUCUGAGGAAUACGAAGAGAGGGUCAAAAUGGAGCCUGAAAUUCAGCAACAAAAACCGGCUCCGCUUGUUAAGCCCCAAAUUGAAGAACAGGUCUCUGUGAAAGAAGAAGAAGUAGAGGAGGAGGAAGAAGAAGCUAUAGCUGCUGUUACGACCCUUUCUCCCAUCGAAGAUUUUCCUUGUCUUCCCGGCGGCGAGCAACAAACUCCGGCGGAUAAUUUGGAUAAUCUGGAAUGGUUGUCUCAUUUUGCGGAAGACUCGUUCCCCGGCUACUCGCUGACUCACCCAGCCGGGAAGCUGCCGCCGGUGCCUCGCUUGAAGACUGAGGUUCGGGUUCGAGAGAAGCCUAGCCUUAAGAUUCCGGUUCAGACCAAGGCCAGAAGCAAACGUGCCCGCACCGGCGUCCGCGUCUGGCUGAGCGGCUCGCAGUCGCUAACCGAGUCUUCCAUCUCCUCGUCCUCCACCACCGUGUCGUCUUCGCCGCCGCCACGCUCUUAUUAUGCGUACCCGAACCCGGGCCAGACCGGCGAGUGGCUUGUAGGGAUGCCGCCUGCGAAGAAACAGAGGAAGAGGACGGCGCAGCCCGGCGGCGUCGGAGGGGCGCAUCACCUGCAGCUGCAGCAGCAGCCUAGGCGGUGCAACCAUUGCGGCGUGCAGAAGACCCCGCAGUGGCGGGCGGGGCCGCUGGGAGCGAAGACUCUGUGCAACGCGUGUGGUGUGAGGUACAAGUCCGGGCGUCUGCUGCCGGAGUACCGGCCGGCGUGCAGUCCCACCUUCUCGAGCCAGCUGCACUCGAACAAUCACCGGAAAGUGCUGGAGAUGCGGCGGAAGAAGGAAUCGGAAACCGCGGCCGUCCAGAGUUUUUGAAAUUCCGAUAUGAAUUAAAAAUCAACCAAAGCUUUAGGCGAGUGAGUAGUAAUUAGGUGCAGGAAGAGUUAGGGGAGAAAGAAAAGGAAAAAAAACUUUGCUGUUUUAUUAUUAUUAUUAGUUGGGGUGGAUUUAGUUUAGUGUACAUUUUUCUUUAGGGAUGGGCCCCUGGUUGGUGCGGUAGGUCUCAUUUGAGGGAUGACUUUAAUGUAAUUUUCCAUUUCUUUAUUGCAACUCUUUUUGUUUUAUUUAUUCAGCACAUUCUAUAUAAGCAGGUCUGUAAUCAUAGUUGCCGAAUUGGGUUGUUAAGGAUUAUAGUUAGUUUGAGGAAGGAAAGAAGGAGUACUAAUCCAUCCACUUCAGCUACACCAAAUUUCAAAUUCUUGUUUAUACUAGUUCUGUUCACUUUUAAUUGUAUUUUGCACUGUUCACAUAUUCUA